CAGGUGUUCCAAUCCCCUCCAUAUCAUGAGAUUCAGGUGUUCCAAUCCCCUCCAUAUCAUGUGAUUCAGGUGUUCCAAUCCCCUCCAUAUCAUGUGAUUCAGGUGUUCCAAUCCCCUCCCAAUCAUGUGAUUCAGGUGUUCCAAUCCCCUCCAUAUCAUGUGAUUCAGGUGUUCCAAUCCCCUCCCAAUCAUGUGAUUCAGGUGUUCCAAUCCCCUCCAUAUCAUGUGAUUCAGGUGUUCCAAUCCCCUCCCAAUCAUAGUCAAUAGCUAAAGACCUCCAAACUUGGUGUGGCCUUCAGAUGAGCCCAACAACAGUGCGUAGAGAGCUUCAUGGAAUGGGUUUCCAUGG
This is a messenger RNA of Staurois parvus, 349 nucleotides long. The record is from the annotation of a GenBank genome assembly. Lineage: Eukaryota; Metazoa; Chordata; Amphibia; Anura; Ranidae.